GAAAAAGCCCAUAAGCCCAAGAAAGCUAGAGCUUAGCUGAAGGAAGGCUGAAGAUGGCGCAAAAGGCAUAUCAAUCAGAGAAGAGGUUUGCCAAAAAAGGAAAAACCUUAUGAAUGCGAGCGGAGCCACGACCUGAAUCUCCGCGGCUUCCAUUUUCCCAUAGUUUCUCAGCCACCGCUGCCGUUUUUCUUCUUCAAUAUUCAUGUGGAACGACGAUAUCUCUCAAUAACAUUUUUAUUUUUCUUUCCACGUGGCUGAGUCUGAACAAGCAAACAAAUCUCUAAACCUCUAAAACCCCUAUAAAAAACAACAAAUUGUUGAAUGCUAUUGACUUGAUCAAUUCCCCGUAGAGGCCUCGCUGUCUUUGCCGUUUUUGUUCUUCUUCAUCAUACCAUCUGUUUCUAUAUAUAGACACCAUACGCCAUUCUUCUCUUUCCCGUGAAUGUCUGCUUCGCACAGAUUUUUUGGCGGUUUAUCCAAUUCCUUUUAUUCUCGCUCGCCCUUCUCAUCUACAACCUUAUUCCCCUUUCGCCCUUUCUCCCCCACUCUCUCACGCUCAUCCUUCUCCCCGCUCACCAUGCCUCGCAAGCAGCGGCAAGGAGUCAGUAAAGAUCACAGAUGGGUGGAGAAGUCAAAAGUCAAUGAGUUGUCUGCCUCAUUGGCAGCUUCAUCAUUGUCAGCUUCAGGGAGUUCCUCUAAUGCAGGCAAGGAAGCUGCAACGGAUAGGGUCACUUCACUGCCUGUUACAGAAGAGCCUGUUCUGUCAGUACCAUCGUUACAGUUUGAGAGCAUUGGGCUAACGAACCAUGUACCUGCUCGUGAUCAAAAAGCUGUAUGGAAGCCCAAGUCAUAUGGAACAGUAAGUGGCACCACAGCAGGAGGACUGAAUUCAGCUCCAGUCGAUCAAAUUACAGUACCCAACAAUGGAAACCAAACGGAAUCUGCUGGGACACCUGCUGCUGUUUCGAGUAAGCUGUUUAGUGGUAAAUUACUGGAAAGCUUCACCACUGACAGCUCGACAUACUCGCUCGCACAAGUUAGAGCAACUUUUUACCCUAAAUUUGAAAAUGAGAAGUCUGAUCAAGAGGUUAGGACAAGGAUGAUAGAGAUGGUUUCCAAAGGUUUAGCUACAAUGGAGGUUUCACUCAAGCACUCUGGUUCACUUUUCAUGUAUGCCGGACAUGAGGGAGGAGCAUAUGCCAAGAAUAGCUAUGGGAAUAUUUACACUGCAGUUGGUGUUUUUGUACUUGGGCGCAUGUUUCGCGAAGCUUGGGGUUCACAAGCCAGCAAAAAGCAAGCCGAGUUCAAUGAGUUUCUUGAGAGGAAUCGCAUGUGUGUGUCAAUGGAGCUGGUUACUGCUGUAUUAGGAGACCAUGGACAGCGUCCUCGCGAAGAUUAUGUUGUUGUGACUGCAGUGACGGAGUUGGGUAACGGAAAACCAAAAUUCUACUCAACCCCUAAUCUUAUCGCUUUUUGUAGGAACUGGCGGCUACCUACUAAUCAUGUGUGGUUAUUCUCAACAAGGAAAUCUGCAAUGUCAUUUUUUGCGGCUUAUGAUGCACUCAGUGAGGAAGGAACAGCCACCACUGUAUGCAAAGCACUUGAUGAAGUUGCAGAUAUAUCAGUGCCUGGAUCAAAAGAUCAUAUAAUGGUGCAGGGUGAGAUCUUGGAAGGUCUAGUGGCUCGGAUAGUAAGCCAGAGGAGCUCAGAACAUAUGAAGCAGGUUUUGAGAGACUAUCCUCCACCACCAAUUGAAGGAGUUGACCUGGGAUCCAGUCUGCGUGAAAUAUGCGCUGCAAACAGAGCCAAAGAAAAGCAGCAAAUAAUGGCACUUCUUAAGAGUGCUGGUACAUCAUUCUGCCCAAACUAUAUGGACUGGUUUGGAACUGAAGGUUCUGAUAGUCAUUCAAGAAAUGCAGAUCGAUCUGUUCUGUCAAAGUUUCUGCAAACCCGCCCAGCAGAUUUUUCUACUACCAAAUUACAGGAAAUGGUUCGUCUGAUGAGAGAAAAGCGCUACCAUGCUGCUUUUAAGUUUUAUCACAACUUUCAUAAAGUUGAUUCUGCCACAAAUGACAGUCUUCAUUUUAAGAUGGUUAUCCAUGUCCAGAGCGACUCAGCUUUUAGAAAGUACCAGAAAGAGAUGAGGUUUAAUCCUGGUUUGUGGCCACUAUAUCGAGGUUUUUUUGUCGAUCUGAACUUAUUCAAGGUUAAUAAGGGAAGAGCUGUGGAGUUCCCCACAGAAGCUAGUACUGGGAGUGACUCAAAUGGUGAAUCAGCAAAAGAUGAUUUAGCAGAUGAAGAUGCAAACCUGAUGAUCAAGUUGAAGUUUCUUACAUAUAAGAUACGGACCUUUCUGAUUCGGAAUGGCUUGUCUAUUCUUUUUAAGCAAGGUGAAGCUGCAUACAGAACCUACUACACGAGGCAAAUGAAGAUAUGGAAUACUUCACCUGCAAAGCAAAGGCAGCUCAGCAAGAUGCUGGAUGAAUGGGCUGUAUAUAUUCGUAGAAAAUAUGGACACAAACAACUGUCAUCGUCCAUAUAUCUUAGUGAAGCAGAGCCAUUCCUUGAGCAAUAUGCAAAGCGCAGUUCCGAAAAUCAAGCUUUGAUUGGAUCUGCUGGUAGUUUUGUUAGAGUUGAAGAUUUCAUGGCCAUUAUUGAGGGAGGUCAAGAUGAGGAGGGUGACCUUGAACCGGAGAGAGAUAUAAUACCUUCAAGUACAACUCCCAUAGUCGAGGAAACCGUUGCUAAGGAUCGCGGACUUAUUGUUUUUUUUCCAGGAAUCCCUGGUUGUGCUAAGUCGGCACUCUGUAAAGAGAUAAUGAGUUCCCCUGAAAGGCUAGGUGAUGAUCGUCCAGUGCAUAGUUUGAUGGGUGAUCUUAUCAAAGCGAGGUAUUGGGCGAAGGUUGAUCAAGAGUAUCGCAAGAAACCGAACUCUAUUAUGCUUGCUGACAAAAAUGCUCCUAAUGAAGAAGUUUGGAAAAAGAUUGAGGGCAUGUGUCGCAGUACAAGGGCAUCUGGGAUUCCGGUCAUACCUGAUUCAGAAGGGACUGAAUCAAAUCCGUUCUCACUCGAUGCUCUUGCUGUUUUCAUAUUUCGAGUGCUUCACCGUGUCAAUCAUCCGGGAAAUCUUGACAAUUCAUCCACGAAUGUUGGUUAUGUGUUGUUGAUGUUCUACAAUCUUUAUGAGGGCAAGGACCGCAAGGAGUUUGAAACGGAGCUAAUAGAACGUUUUGGCUCAAUUGUGAAGUUACCUUUAUUGGAACCUGAGAGACCUCCUCUACCUGAAAGUGUGAGGUCUACCUUGGAGGAAGGAUUAAGUUUAUACAACCUUCAUAGCCGACAACAUGGAAAAUUGGAUUCCACAAAAGGUCAAUAUGCAAAGGAAUGGACUAAAUGGGAGAAGCAAUUACGUGAUACAUUGUCCGCAAAUGCUGAAUAUCUCAAUUCUAUUCAGGUCCCAUUUGGUGUUGCUGUUGAGAAAGUUAUCGGCCAGCUGAAAGCAAUUGCAAAUGGAGAUUACAGCCCACCUAGUACUGAAAAACGGAAUCUUGGAGCCAUUGUCUUUGCUGCUAUCACUCUGCCUGUUUCAGAAAUCACUGAUCUCCUUCAUAAUUUAGGUACGAAGGAUCCUAGAGUUGAAGGUUUCCUCAAGGACAAGGAUUUGAAGAGCAGCCUCACAAAAGCACACGUAACUCUGGCUCAUAAGAGAAGCCACGGUGUAACUGCUGUAGCCAGUUUUGCCCAGCAUCUCAACCAUAACGUUCCUGUUGCUGUCACUUCAUUACUAUUCUCCGACAAGUUGGCAGCGUUGGAAGCUGAGCCUGGAGUAGUCGAUGGGGAGAAAAUAGAUUCAAAAAACAAAUGGCCACAUGUGACAUUAUGGACUGCUCAAGGUGUUGCAGCGAAAGAAGCAAAUGAUCUGCCUCAGUUGCUCGCACAAGGAAAGGCAACUCGUGUCGAGAUCAAUCCACCCACCACGGUCACAGGAGUUCUUGAGUUCUUCUGAGUGUUUUUAUUUGUCUUCUUUCCCAAUUUUGUUCUCGAGAGCCAUCAUAUGUAUGACCUGCUGCAAGGUGAGAUUAUAUUUUUGCAGCAUGGGAUCUAUAGGAUACUGCUGAUGAAGGUAAAUAAAUUGAUAACCCUAGUUGGAUGUGUAAAUUUCUGAGCUAAAAAGCAGAAAUAAAAAUUUGAUGUUCUGCUGUC
Salvia miltiorrhiza (redroot sage) is the source of this 4203-nucleotide messenger RNA. Its product is annotated as tRNA ligase 1. The record is from RefSeq and is a predicted model, not a curated record. Bases 443 to 4006 code for a protein of 1187 amino acids. Gene Ontology annotation, biological process: tRNA splicing, via endonucleolytic cleavage and ligation. The transcript has 27 exons. Gene Ontology annotation, molecular function: ATP binding; RNA ligase (ATP) activity. Lineage: Eukaryota; Viridiplantae; Streptophyta; Magnoliopsida; Lamiales; Lamiaceae.